AUGGAACAAGCAUUGAGGAUAUUUGCUUUCUUGGAUACAUUUCCAAAAUUGACCUUGUACUAUGAUUAUAGGGCGCCAAACUUGGAUUACUCCAAAUUGAGGUCCUCUAGAGAAGAUUUCCAGGCAUACUACCAAGACGCAAAAGAGGAAAUGCCGCACAACGCACCCAGGCCAAGGGGACGAAGCGUAGGGAGUACCGCAUGGGUAGAUGCUUCUCAUGGUGCUAACAAGAAGACACAAAAGUCACAUACGAGUUCCGUGAUUUUCCUCAAUCAAGCUCCCAUAUUAUGGCACAGCAAAAGGCAGAAUACAGUAGAAGCGAACACUUUUGGAUCAGAGUUCAUUGCUUUGAAAGCAUGCAUUGAGGCCAUCACACAUUUGGGAUUCAAGUUAGGGAUGUUUGGAAUCCCUUUGGAAGAUGAACCAACACACAUAUUUUGCGACAAUGAGAGCAUGGUGACAAAUGCAACAAAGGUUGAAUUGACCUUGUACCAUUAUAUGAGAUGGAACAUGGCUGCUGGAGUUGUUGAUGUAUCAUGGACACCAGGAAUGUCAGCCUUGCUGAUGCCUUCACAAAGCAAUUGA
This is a messenger RNA of Cylindrotheca closterium, 585 nucleotides long. NCBI's taxonomy places the organism in Eukaryota, Bacillariophyta, Bacillariophyceae, Bacillariales, Bacillariaceae. The record is from the annotation of a GenBank genome assembly.